Messenger RNA from Physcomitrium patens, 2443 nucleotides. RefSeq names its product F-box protein At5g51370. Gene Ontology annotation, biological process: SCF-dependent proteasomal ubiquitin-dependent protein catabolic process. The record is from RefSeq and is a predicted model, not a curated record. NCBI's taxonomy places the organism in Eukaryota, Viridiplantae, Streptophyta, Bryopsida, Funariales, Funariaceae. Gene Ontology annotation, cellular component: SCF ubiquitin ligase complex. Gene Ontology annotation, molecular function: protein binding.
AGAUUCGUGCCAAGCCUUUGGUCACCGCGGAGUGUUACUUCCCUUGGAACCUCGUCGUGUUGUGCUUAGAAGCGUGGCUAAUAAGUUGGUCCACAAGUCAUUGCUAAAUUUUGGACCAACUCUGCGAGUUUUUUCCCGUAGUCGGGCGUGGCAACGCUGUGCAGCGUUUGCACAUUUCAGCGCUCAGGAAGAUCACGUGUUCACAAUCGACGGGGGAACGAGGUUUUGGUCGCUUGCAGAGUGAGGAGGGAUUCAAUGCAGCGAUUGGUGGAGGCAUUUCGAAGUGUACAGAGCUUAGGCAAUUGGGUUUGAUGCGGAGGUGACUCCAGUGAGGGAUGUGGAAAGGGGAAGCAGAGGUUGCUGCGAGGGUGGAGAGUGCGGGGCUGAGGAUUUGGGAGGGGGCUGAUGGUGGAGGCUGUGCUAGGGCUAGGAGAGUGGCACAGUGAGGGAGGUGAAGGUAUGUUAAAAGCUGCGCUAGGGGGAGCGAUGCGGAGCAAAGGAUUGGGGAACAAGAUUGACGACUCGUGGAAACCCCCACCUGGUGAUCCUUUCUGUCAACUGAACGAUGAGGUUUUGCUCAACAUCUUGCGGCGGUUGUCGCCCGCCCCGCACCACGCGCUUGUGUGCAAGCGAUGGAUGCGGUUACACGGAACCCUAAGGCAGGCGAUCAAAGUGCAGGACUGGACGUUUUUGGAGAGUGGAAGGAUUUGUCAGCGGUUUCCGAAUCUGACUGAUGUGGAUUUGUCGCUCGCUUGUAUUGUGACUCCACAAGAACCGACAGGUUCCGCCAUUCUGCUAACCCACCAGGGCCUUACUGUGCAGCUCAAUUACGAUGCCGUGGAUCCGCCGUCGAUCGAACGCUGCAUCGAGGAGCAGCAGCUGUCCCCCGCUAAGCUUGACCGAGGGUUGAAGCUCCUCGCCGAUGCCUAUCCUGGUUUGCAACGACUCUGCGUAGUGGAUGUAAGAAGGGGGAAUUACUUUGGCCGAGCUCGGUCUAUGUCUCGCACAUUGUCGAAACAGAAGAGCAUGAAGAAUCCUAGCACACCUGAUUCAGACAAGAAGAAUCCACCUGUCAAAGAAGUAAGAGAAUCGAAAGACAGAUUUGGCGAUGCUUUAGCAGACGUCUUGAAGGAUUUGAAAACUGAUGGAGGAACCCUGACUGGAAACUUGGAUUGCUCUGUUGAAACGCCCAAAUCGGGAACACAAUAUCUGAAGAAGAAGACAGAAGAGACCGGGAUAGCGAGUAUAGCUAAGAAUUGCCCGCUUCUUCAAGAGCUUGAUUUGUACCAAUGCACGGACGAGACUCUGAGAGCCAUAGCAGAUUGCGAGAACUUGCAGAUAGUGCGGUUGAUUGGAUCUGUCACAGGGUUUUAUCACUGCACAUUCACGGAUAUUGGCCUCACGAUCAUGAGUCACACCUUUCGACGACUAGUCAGGUUGGAACUUAGUGGCUGUGAAGCAAGUUACGAGGGCAUCUCGGCUAUCGGCAAGUGCUGUGUGAUGUUGGAAGAGCUGACCCUCUCAAACAAAGGUUUCUACGAGGGCUGGGUGGCUGCAUUGUCCUUUCUGGCUUGCUUAAAAACAUUACGACUGGAAGGUUGCAAGCAGAUCGAUCGAAAUCCUGGUCCACAUGACCGCUUGGGUCGAUGUUCGGCCAUAGAGCGCCUUCAUCUUGAGCGAUGUGAUUUGCGAGAUCGUGCUGGAUUUUCUGCUUUGCUGGCCGUGUGUGCUGUAGUUAGAGAGCUUGAAUUCAAGGAUUGCUGGGGUUUAGAUGACGAUACUCUGGCCCUAACAGUUUCUUGCAAGAGGGUUAGACUCCUGAGCCUUGAGGGAUGCUCUCUAGUUACAACUGCGGGAGUAGACUCAGUGGUGCAAUCUUUCAAGGAUUUAAAUAGGUUAAGAGUCACUUUCUGUGACAAUAUUCGGGACUCCGAACUUAGCCCUGCUCUCUGCGAUCGUUUCCUGACGCUGAAGGAGUUUUCAUGGCGCCCCGACACAAAAUCCGUGCUUGCAGCCGGUCUUGCUGGCACAGGUGUUGGCCAGAAAGGAGGAAGGUUUUUCAAAAAAUCUUGAACCUUCUCUUGCAUUGUUAUGCAUUGUAGUCUAGCUCACAAGCAAAUUUUUGUGUGUGAUCGUAAACCCAUAUCACACUGAUUGAUACCUGAACAUCAAAAGAUCUCUUUUUUCACAGUUUUGUAAUAUUUUGUGAUAUGUAUUCUCUUGAUUUCUUAAGACGAAGUUGAGCACACUUGCUCUGUAGAAUGACCAGCAGCUAAGCAACAUUGUGCUCAUGACUUUAGGCUUACCUUUUUCUUUGUUCCUAAUUGACUUUGUUACAAAGUGAAGAACUAGAUUAUCUUACGCUCCUUUUUGACUACAGGAUUUGUUGUUUGCCAAGAGUUGGCAGUCUUAUUGAAGUCAAUUGAAUUAUUAAUUAUCAGAA